AUGUCAUUGAUCAAUCCAAUCAAAGUAAAACGUGUGAAUUUGGCUUAUAGUCAAAAUAGUCCAAUUGAAUGGUCUGACAACUUACAAUUGUCUUUAAAUCUGUACACUGAUUUGACUGUAUUGGAUCCUAAAUUGCCAGAUUACCAUCUGAUAAUCACUGACAAAGAUGAUAAAACUGUAUUAGAUGCUAAGGAAUUAUUUUCGGAAACGAUUCUUUUACAUAAUGAAUCAAUUAGUUUACUACCGUUAGGGAGAUUUAAUAAAAUCAUUAUUACUGAUACUGAUGAAGGAUUGAAUCUUGUUGCUUCUGAACCAAACAUAGUAUUGCAACAAUGGACACCCAAUUGUGAAACAACUAGAGACAAUUUACUUGGAGUUUUAUUUAAUUCUGGUGAAUUACUAAUAUUAGGUAGGAAAAAUGUCCAACUUCUGAAUUAUGUUAUAAGAAUUAAUGUGUUCAAUAUAUUGGUUGAAAAAUAUAAUAUCCAAUGUGAUUUGGAAAAUAUGUUUGUCACUGCAGAGGAAUAUAAAAAGUUGAAAAUAAAAUACUUUGCAUUUAGUAAAUAUCACGGAUCCUUAGCUUUGACUAUUGUUGAUCAUAAUGAUUCAUUACUAUUGUUUACCAUUGAUGAAAAGACAUUUGCAACAACACUAUUAUUUGAAAAAAAGUUAGAUAUUAGGGUGUUGAAAAUAGUAUGGUCUAUUGACUAUGAAUAUCUUAUUGUAAUUGGAUUAGAUAGUUCAAUAACAUCAUAUCUUGUUAAAGACAAUUUUGAAAAGCUGAGUGUGAUCCAUCCACCAACACGAUUCAAAACUUUUUGUUACAAAUUUGUCAAAUCCGAUGACAAAUCUUAUUUAAUAAGUGCUUUCACUGGGAAAAUUGUUGUGUCGGAAAUAGGAGGUGCCAACUAUGAAUUCAAGCUUGAUACCUACGCAGCUUGUAAUUCAAUUGUAUCAGGAAUAACAAAUGGUGUUUUAACUUUGCUUUUAUCGUUCGAUACUGGUAAAUUCAAAACAAUAAAAUUUGACAUUACUUCAAAAGACUUUACUCAAGUUCCAUUGGAUAAAUCUAUUAUUGCUUUUGUCAAUAAGUCUCUUUAUGCAUACCAAUUCCAAAACGAUAAUGACUCAUCCAAGGGGACACCUGAACCAAUAAUGAAAUUAUUUGGCAUUAAUUCGUUACCCAAUGGAACAUUAGCUAUUUUCUAUAAAGUUACAUCUGCAAAUGUCAUUGAGUACCGUUCUAUGGCGUUCCUGGAUGUCAACGUCAGGUUUUUGAAAUUGAGUGAACCAAUUGGAAACGAAUAUCAAGUCCAUAACAGAACUUCCAUAGCAAAAUUUAUAGAAAAUUGCAUUGGUGAUUUUCAUAAUUUUCCUACAAUCAGUAAUGAUUUGAGAUUGUUGAGAAAAGAUCGAGUUAAUAAAUUCAUUGAAAAUUUCAAGACUUUUAAAGAACAAUAUUUGCUUAGCAAUUUUGAUUUUGGUUCCGACUUACAUCCACUGUCGGAUUUCGAAACAACACUCAAGAAAAAUUUCAUUGAAAACUCUGUUGUGAUUCAAGCACAAUAUCUUUAUAUUUUAGCCACUUUUAUUGAGAGUGGAUUGACGCCAAUUUCAUCUGAGAAACCUACUGAAGUUGAUGUCAUGGUGAAAGAAAUCCAAGAUUAUAAAAAGUCAAUUGAGAAUUCGAUCAUCAUAUAUUUAAGAAAGUUAAUUUUGGGAUUUUACAAUGGCAAGACUGUAACCGAUGAAUACGGUAAAUUUUCAUUGAUCACCAUGUUGAAACAGCUUCGAAGAUUAAAUGAUGUUACCGAGUUUAAUAUAUCUGAAUCGGCAGCGGUAACUACUAAAACUAGGUACUAUUCAGAGACAUUCCAAGUGAGUGUUAAUGAUAUCGAUGAUGAUAAUAAUCUCCAUAUUGUAUCUACUCUGGGCCAUGGAUGGACACAAUGUCAACUCACAAAUAUUCCAUUAUUGCAAAUGAAUAAUAAAACCGAUGAAAGAGCACAGUUUCGAUAUGCUAUCAGAGAUGAGGAAUUUGGCGAGUUGGUUAAUACAUUGUUGGAUACGAUAGAUUUCUGUUACAUUACAGGGAAUAAGAUUUAUCCAUUGAAAUGA
Messenger RNA from Candida albicans SC5314, 2118 nucleotides. RefSeq lists its product as uncharacterized. The transcript has a single exon. NCBI's taxonomy places the organism in Eukaryota, Fungi, Ascomycota, Pichiomycetes, Serinales, Debaryomycetaceae. The record is from RefSeq and is a predicted model, not a curated record. Bases 1 to 2118 code for a protein of 705 amino acids.